Messenger RNA from Zonotrichia leucophrys gambelii, 8440 nucleotides. RefSeq names its product chloride voltage-gated channel 6 (gene CLCN6). NCBI's taxonomy places the organism in Eukaryota, Metazoa, Chordata, Aves, Passeriformes, Passerellidae. Bases 131 to 2734 code for a protein of 867 amino acids. The transcript is spliced from 23 exons. The record is from RefSeq and is a predicted model, not a curated record. Gene Ontology annotation, cellular component: lysosomal membrane; intracellular membrane-bounded organelle. Gene Ontology annotation, molecular function: voltage-gated chloride channel activity. Gene Ontology annotation, biological process: chloride transport; transmembrane transport.
CGGCAAGGGACGGGGCGCGGCCGUGCGCAGGAGAGGCCGAUCGGGGCUGAGGGGAGCGGCCAUGCUGAGCGGGCGGGGCCGGCGCGCCGGGUGACGCGCGGGGCGGGCGGGGCGCGGUCGGCGGCGGAAGAUGGCGCGGUGCGGGUGCGGGGCCGGGCUGUGCUGCUGCUGCUGCGGCGAGCGGGAGAGCCGCACCCCCGAGGAGCUGACGAUCCUAGGAGAAACUCAUGAAGAGGAGGAUGAGAUCCUUCCACGCAAAGACUAUGAGAGCUUGGAUUAUGAUCGCUGUAUCAAUGACCCGUACUUGGAAAUUCUGGAAAGCAUGGACAACAAGAAAGCCCAGAGAUACGAAGCAGUGAAGUGGGUGCUGGUGUUUGCUAUUGGAGUCUGUACAGGACUGGUGGGCCUCUUUGUAGAUUUCUUCGUGAGACUCUUUACCCAGCUCAAGUUUCAGGUGGUACAAAGCUCGGUGGAGGAGUGCACUGAGAAAGGCUGCCUUGCCCUGUCCCUGUUGGAGCUGCUGGGGUUCAACCUGACCUUUGUUUUCCUUGCCAGUCUUCUGGUCCUGAUCCAACCUGUAGCAGCUGGGUCAGGAAUUCCUGAAAUUAAGUGCUACCUCAAUGGAGUGAAGGUUCCCGGGGUUGUGCGCCUGCGGACCGUGGUGUGCAAAGCUGCAGGAGUGCUCUUCAGCGUGGCAGGAGGUCUUUUUGUCGGGAAGGAGGGGCCCAUGAUUCACAGUGGUGCUGUUGUGGGUGCAGGCUUGCCACAGUUCCAGAGCAUCUCUUUGAGGAAGAUCCAGUUUAACUUUCCCUAUUUCUGCAGUGACAGGGAUAAAAGGGAUUUUGUAUCUGCUGGAGCAGCUGCAGGGGUUGCAGCUGCCUUUGGAGCCCCAAUUGGAGGCACUCUUUUUAGUUUGGAAGAAGGUUCCUCCUUCUGGAACCAGGGACUUACAUGGAAAGUGCUUUUCUGUUCCAUGGCUGCCACUUUCACCUUGAAUUUUUUCCGCUCUGGGAUUCAGUUUGGAAGCUGGGGGUCUUUCCAGCUCCCUGGGCUGUUGAACUUCGGGGAGUUUAAGUGCUCUGAGUCUGAUAAGAAAUGCCACCUCUGGACAGCUGUGGACCUGGGCUUCUUCAUUCUGAUGGGGAUUGUAGGAGGCCUUCUUGGAGCCACCUUUAACUGCCUGAACAAGAGGCUUGCCAAGUACCGCAUGCGCAAUGUGCACCCCAAGCCAAAGCUGGUCAGAGUCUUGGAGAGCUUGCUUGUGUCAUUGACCACCACUGUCAUGGUCUUUGUGGCCUCCAUGGUUCUGGGGGAAUGCCGGCAGAUAUCUUCCAGCAGGCACGGUGGCAAUGACACCCUGAGCCUGCAGGAUAUAUCAGAGGAUGUCAAUUCAAGCAUCAAAACAUUUUUUUGCCCAAAUGAAACCUACAAUGACAUGGCCACGCUCUUCUUCAACCCUCAGGAGUCAGCUAUCCUGCAGCUCUUCCACCAGGAUGGUACUUUCAGCCCAGUCACCCUAUCCCUGUUCUUCCUUCUCUAUUUCUUACUCUCCUGCUGGACAUAUGGGAUCUCUGUGCCCAGUGGUCUGUUUGUGCCAUCACUGCUUUGUGGGGCUGCCUUCGGACGCCUGGUCGCCAACCUCCUCAAAAGUUACAUUGGUCUGGAUCACAUCUACUCAGGAACCUUUGCACUGAUUGGGGCAGCAGCAUUCCUGGGAGGAGUGGUGCGCAUGACCAUCAGCCUGACUGUCAUCCUCAUUGAGUCCACCAAUGAGAUCACCUAUGGGCUCCCCAUAAUGAUCACCCUCAUGGUAGCCAAGUGGACAGGAGACUUUUUCAACAAAGGCAUCUAUGACAUCCAUGUGAACUUGAGAGGAGUGCCUCUUCUGGAGUGGGAAACCGGGAUGGAAAUGGAUAAGCUACAAGCCAGUGACAUCAUGGAGCCCAACCUGACGUACGUGUACCCCCACACCCGGAUCCAGUCCCUUGUCAGCAUCCUGCGCACCACUGUCCACCACGCCUUCCCUGUGGUGACAGAGAACAGGGGCAACGAGAGGGAGUUCAUGAAGGGAAAUCAGCUGAUCAGUAACAACAUCAAAUUCAAGAAAUCCAGCAUCCUCACCCGGGCUGGAGAGCAGCGCAAGCGGAGCCAGUCCAUGAAGUCGUACCCUUCGAGUGAGCUGCGUAACAUGUGCGACGAGCACAUAGCAACAGAGGAGCCUCCUGAAAAAGAGGAUCUGCUGCAACAGAUGCUGGAGAGAAGAUACACUCCUUACCCCAAUCUGUACCCUGACCAGUCUCCCAGUGAGGAGUGGACCAUGGAGGAACGCUUCAGACCCCUGACCUUCCAUGGCUUGAUCCUGCGCUCACAGCUGGUCACCCUCCUUGACAGGGGGGUUUGCUACUCUGAGAGCCAGUCGAGUGCAAGUCAGCCUCGUCUGUCCCACGCAGAGAUGUUGGAGGAUUAUCCCCACUACCCAGAUAUCCAUGAUCUGGACCUCACAUUGCUGAACCCUCGUAUGAUAGUGGAUGUCACCCCAUACAUGAACCCAUCACCCUUUACUGUCUCUCCAAAUACUCAUGUGUCACAAGUCUUCAACCUGUUCAGGACAAUGGGACUCAGGCAUUUACCAGUUGUGAAUGCAGUUGGAGAGGUUGUUGGGAUAAUCACUCGGCACAACCUGACGCACGAAUUCCUGCAGGCCAGACUGAGGCAGCACUAUCAGACCAUUUGAUGCCCCUGCCCCUCUGUCAGUGUGGUUCCUCCCUCUCCAAGCUGGCUCACAUGCUCGCAUCCUGCUUGGACCACACCAGGCCCAAGACCUCCCGUUUGGCUUCUCACGUGCAUAUCAAGCCUGGGGAACUGGAAGACAUUUUGCUAGCCAGAGAACUCGAGGAGCUGCCUGAGCCCAGAGCUGUUGAUUGGCCUCAGGCACUUGGUGUGACAACUCUUGAUCCAGGUGUUUUCUUCCCCUGUCCCCCAGUUAUCUCCUUCUGUCAGAUGUCCUGACACCACUGUGUGUUCUGCCAUUUUGUUUUGGGGUUUUCUGAAGAGUUGGAAAAAAGAACCAUUUCCCUCCACUGUGUCCUGGGCAAAGAACUGCAGUGUCUUUCCCUUCCUCCUGUCUGACUCCCUUUUCUUCUUCCUCCCUUGUUCCUGCAACUGUUGCCUUAUUUGUGUGAGAAGGGAGUUGCUGUCACCACUGAGCGGAGAUACUGAAGGUUGCAGAUAUCAGAUAGCUGCUCUCCAGGAUGGUUCCUUGCAAAAGCAGUUUUAAAAAAUCCAGCGUUUUGGAAAUGCACCUGUCUUUGCAAGUGUUCCCCUUUGCCCAUAUUUUUUCACUCUGGCUUCAUUUGUUCUUAAUUUCUCUCCUUUUUUCAUAGGGAAAUGUUUCUGCUGUGAUGUUUUUGACAGCAGAUGACUUGAGAACAGCUCAGCAGAUUUGAAGUUCAGAAUGGUUACACUAGGUUUAUAAAUAUUUAAUACAUUUGUGAACAUCUCAGAGAAAGGAGAUCUCUUCCCUGUUAGCUGUUGCUAUUAUCUCCCUGUAAGAGACUCUUCUAAGAUGCUUGGUGGCACUCCACUUUGACAUUUCUUGGGGUUUGUAGGCACUUUGUCCCUGCACUGCUCAAACAGUGAGAGCCUGGGCCACCUUUCCAGCUGGAGUCAGAGACCAGGGAACUCCACAUCCUGAGAGCAUUUCUCUCCAUCUCCACAUGGAGAAAUGUUGCUUUGUGGAAGCAAAUAGAGCUGAUGGUCCCUGGGCUUGCUUGAAUUAUCUCUGUGUCAUGAGAGGAGUUGCUGUAGUUCCAGGCUGCCAUAAGGAGGGAUGGUGGUGACUAAGGCAGGUGAUAAGUGGGGCUGUCUGUGCUCUGUAAAUGCUUGGGAUAAUGUUUGCAGCAAUCUGUAAGGGUAAAAUCAGCCCUCAGGAGCCAGUUGCAGCCAGUUGAGUGCUUUAGCAGGUACCAUCCUGGCCAGCACCUGUAUUGUUCCAGCAGGCACCUGCCCUGCUGGGUUCUGUGUGCAGAUAACCCUCAGUGGGAAGCCAGUGCUGUGCCUCAGGGACUGCAGGGCUGAUUGGCUUGAUAAAGCACAGAGCAUUCUCUCAGCCAAGAGACAUGGGGAAUGUAUUCCAGAAAAGCUUCUACACAGCCUCUGAGCUCUGCAGUUAACCCUUUGCCUGCCAUAAGGAGCUGCCUGGGUGGGAAUUGGGACAGAAAGCAGACUUUGUUGAUUUUCUGUAUUUCCUUAGAGCAUAGGAGUUGGCAUCAGGUGCUACCCUUGAUUUGUGAGUUCUUUCCCUGUAAGUAGAGUGAGGAUGUUUGUUCUGUCUGGAUAGGAUCUGCAGGUGUUGUCUGAAAUGCCUGUGUUCCCUGAGCCCUGCUCCUGCACUGAGCUGUCCCUGCAAACUUCCAGCACCCAUUUGCACUCCCUGAAGCUGGGCUGUAGGUUUGAAAUAUGCUUUUGUUAGGCUACCUGAUUUCAUUCAAAGGAUCUGGGUAAUUAGGAAUCACAGGAAUCCUGGUUUUGUGGGAUUUCAGAUCACUUAGGUGGGAUUGGCAAUCCUGUACUGUUAGAACACCUGUCAAGAAUGUCCUGUGUCUCUCCAUGACAAAUGUUGAGUGAAUGUGUGUGGAAGGGAAGGUUCCUUCUCUUCCUGCACAUGAAGGCUCCUUGGGUUGUUUGCCUUGAGCUGGUCCUGUUUUAUUUCUGUACACAAAUGGCAGGGUGUUUUUCUACAGGAUGAAUUUGUCAUUGCUGCUGAGACAAGAGUUGGGCAAUCCAGACAAAUCAGGCUGGAGAAUCUUAUCAAGGUUUUUCUGGGCACCAGAUGCUUCCCCAUGACAAGGCAUUUUCCUUCCAUCUGUUGGCAGCACUGUCUGCUCUGCCUGGGCAUCUUAUUCAAAUGUUUCAGCUGAAAAACCCCCUUUCCUUCUUUCAGUAAAGACAUUUUCAGUGAGGGUGGUGGGUGACCCUGUCAGCUGCUUUAAAGGGAAAUCUCAGUGUGCAAUUACUGUUCUGUAGCCUGCAGAAAAGGAAUGACAAGUUCACCUGACAUUUGGAGAUGCAGUAUUUCCCUUCUGAUGAGGACUGAUGCCAAGGGGUUUGUGUUGAAUCAGUCUUCUCACACUUCAGUUACUUCAAUCCUUUCUUACAACACACUCACUGCUUCUACCCUGGCUGUAGUUGCUAAGUGAUUUACUGAGGAACUUAUUCUAACAUAGGUGCCAGGAACAUUUUAACAGAGCAACACUAAGGGAAAAAUAACCCAGAACUGGGUGAGUUCUGAUGGCAAGGUUAGGGGCUUAGUUCCUCCUUGCCUUGUGGCUUCCUGUGCAGUGUUAAUUAUGCAGUUUUGAAUUAUUAAUUACUGUGAACCAUUCCAAUGGUAUCAACUUACCUUUCCAUUUGGUUUUUUUUUUGCACUGUUGUUUUUGUUAUGAAAUGAUGUAAGCUAAUUCCAUGGUGUGUGUAUAUAAAUUGUAUUUUUUUUAUAAUUUGUAUGAAUAUAUUUUUAUUUGAACAAUGGCACUUGGGAAGUAUUCAUGUAGCUGUAACAUGUCUGAGAGUAAAAUGUUUGUGUGUCUCCUUCAGCACUUUCAAGGCCUUUUGAUGUUUCUAGUAUUGUUUUAUUUUUGCCCUUUAUGAUAAUAAAACCAGUAGAACAUGGCAACAUCCAAGAGCAUGAUUUGAGGUAGUUGAGUUGUUGGUAUUUAUGAGCUGUCUGGAUUUAACAGUUUGUACAGAAGGUGCUUUUAGAGAGGAAUGGCUGUGAUCCAUUAGCUUGUGACCACUGCAGUUCCACAUUCUCACCACAGCUCUUUCAGAGGAGGGAAUUUGAUAAGGAUAAAUUGUGCACAUUGUGCUGCUUUUCUUACCUGACAACUCACCUUCUUCCCAGUAAGUUAAUGAAAGAGGUUAAAACUACACUGUGUCACUUACAGUUGGCUUCUCCAGGGUAUGAAAAAUCUUAGUUUCAUCUUGAAUAUUUAUUUAGUUUAUGCCUAUCUUUCCUGCUUUGUCCUGCUGUCUGCCUUACAGAAAAGAAUUAGUGACAAUUUUUGAGCUUUCAUUUAAUUUUGGUUUACAAGCCAAAAAUGUAAGUAGAGUCUUUGAGCUCUGUGGAAAUAUCUGACCCAAACCUCCCUUCCUUUCCAUGUUUCUGUGCAUUGGGGGCUGAGUUGUACAGGAUUCAUGCAGUACAGGAUAUACAGAUGUUGUACAGAUGCAGUACAGGAUGUACAGAUGUUGUACAGAUGCAGUACAGGAUGUACAGAUGUUGUACAGAUGCAGUACAGGAUAUGCAGAUGUUGUACAGAUGCAGUACAGGAUGUACAGAUGUUGUACAGAUGCUCACAGUGGCUCUCUGAGGCUCUCUAACACAGAAUUGGCCAGCAGCUUGUCUGGCUCUGCCCCCUGGCUGUGCAAUGCCAGGGAAAGCCUGAGAUGGGCAAAACCCUCUUUUGGGAGGGAAUGGCAGAAAAUCUGAUUUGAGGAGCUAAAAAAGUGCCACAGAGGGUUUAACUAAGGAAAAUAGGAAGGAUACCCUAGCAGGGGUGGGAAGGAGUCAUCAGGAGAAAGGACUGGGGGAAAUCUUCAGCUCUGUGCUGCCUUGGAUUGUAAGUGCAGCAACACAGGAGGGAAUGGGAGAGGUUUACAGACUCAUUGAAUCCAACCAUGCAUCCUUGGCCCUGUAAUGACACACUGGGGCUCUAGCAGAAAAAAAAAAUAGUGGUGUUCAGUGAGAUUAUUAUUUUUUUUUUAAUUUUUGCUUUGCUAGCAGGAUACAAGCUGCCUCUUCAGUGUGUGUGCAUUCCCAGUUGUGAGUCAUGCACUGGGAGGAGCAGAGGAUGGCUGCCUGGAGCCUUGGCUGUUGCAGGGCUGUGAGAGGAGAGUGAAGCUGCUCUUGUUGUCCAGGGUGCUGAAGGGACACACUCAGUCUGCUCUGCAUCCACUGCUCAAAUGCAGUGUCUGAAAGGGCUCACUGGGAGCUGGGAUGAGACAUCAGUGAGCUCCCCUGCUGCCUUGGAUGUUGAGAUAAUGUCACUGUCAUAUUUUCUGAAAAAUCCCUUCGCCAGGAUUUCUUCUCCUGGGAAGCUGAGAUGCCUCAGAAAAGAAUGAAAAUAAUUAUCAGAUUGCUUCUCCCUGUUUUGCUGCUUUGGAAUGUGGUCUAGAUAUUGUUUACCAACUGGUCAAUGUUUGAUUGGUUUCAUGUGAAUUGUUUUUAUUUAAUGACCAAUCACCAUCAACUCUGUCAGACUCUGAGGAGUCAGUCAUGAGUUUUUCAUUAUCAUUCUUGUUAAACCUUCUGUCUGUAUCCUUCUCUUUCUUUAGUAUAGUUUUAGUGUAGUAUUCUUUUAAUAUAAUAUCAUAAAAUAAUAAACCAGCCUUCUGAGAACAUACAGUCAGAUUCUCAUCUCUCACCUCGUGCUGGAAACCCUCACAAACUCCACAAGAUAACAGUUUCAAAGUGAGCAGGAUGUCCCUUUCUCCAGGCUGUUUCCAUUGCUGUAUGGGCUGUGUAUGGUUUAACACACAUCUUACUGAUACUUCAAGCAUUUUAAAGCAGACUGGAAUCCAUAUAUACCAAUUUCAGUAGAAAACAAUACUGUGUUGAAAACUCAUGACUAACAGCUAAGACAUGACCACCUCGAGACCUUUGACUCCCCCAGCAGCUCUUUGAUGCCCAUACUAAGGAACAUCUCUCUGUGAUGACUGGAUUAACACACCAGAUUUAUUUUUCUGGUUUUGUAUUCCAAUUCCCAGCAUAGCAGGCCUGACUCUAGUUUCCUUCCCAUCACAAACUUCACCUCCUCCUGAGAGGGAUUGUGUUGGUUUUCUGAGAGAGCAGUCAGGUGAUGGUAAUAGAGGGGGAAAGUCUUACAAAUCUUCCUUCCUUCCCACACAGAAGUGUGGGACACGCUUAUCAAGCAGAUGUCAAUCAGCAAAGGCCCGUGGGGGCCAAGAUUCAGGAGAAGUAAAUCAGGCAAGCUGGUUGUGGCCAGACUGGGCUGUGAACUGGCACAGCUCCACGUCUCCCUGCAGCACUGGAGGGUGGGUGUGUGCCCUGUCCUUCACUUGUGAUUUCUUGGAGGAGCCAAGCAGUGCUGACAGCUCCUCUGUCGCAGACAUCUUUUCACUAAAAGUCCUUUCCUUAGGAUUUUUUACUUCUGAGAAGCUGAGAGGCCUCAGGAACAAAAUGUAAACAAUGGUUAUCUGCUGCUGUGGAAUGCAACAGGUGCAUCUGGGAUUGGUCUCAUGUGGAUGUUUGGAAUUAAUGACCAGUCACAGUCAGCUGGCUCUCUCUCUGUCCGAGCCACAGACCUUUGUUGAUUCAUUCUUUUCUGUUCUUAGCUUAGCCAGCCUUCUGAGAUGAACCUUUUCUUCUAUUCUUUUAGUAUAGUUUUAAUGUAAUAUAUAUAAUAAAAUAAUAAAUCAA